AUGCUGGGAAUAAACUUGAUUUUCAAAGUCUUUGUAAGUUUUGCUCUUUUUUCCGUAUUUUAUGAUUUCAAUUUCUGUCCACAGGGACUGUUUCUGGCAGUUGCCGGACAACAACCAGCACCCAACAAUGGAGAAAUCCUGAUGCCAACUGAUGAACCAUUUAACAUGCUAAAAGGAGAAUAUCAACUCGAUGUCAAUGAAAUGAGUAACUACCGUCCAACAUGGGCUUCUGUAUGGAAAAUCACUCAGAACGAUGUGAACAACGAGAUUUUUUACAUCUCCACAUGGCCACCAAAGUAUUGUCAUGGAAUUUAUAUUUGCCCAUUGAUAAAACAGGACUACCAUGACACAAACAACUUCAAAACAGUUGAACCAGAAAUGUGUGAAAAGGAAUACAUUAAAUUCUAUCCACAUAUCAACAAACUUCAUGUGAAAGUAGCAGGUGGGGCGGAAGAGGAAAAAUAUUGGAUGAAGAACAGAUUGGGAUUCAGUAUUGAUAAUCAGUUCAAAGCGAAACUUCAUGUGCUCGAAUCAAAACCAGAAAGCCAUGAACAGUUUAUGAAUGCGACCCAAAAAUUCAUUGAUUUUGAUUUCAAAAAUAAAGAAUUUUUGAUUCUGACAAACAGUCGAAUGUGUCAAGUCAACAAAAUUGGAUCCCAAUUUUAUCCAUUCUUCAGGAAGGGUAUUCAAAAGAAUCCCGAUCAAUUCCCAAUGUGGUUGAAUCAUGGAGGACAGUCGAAUGUCGCAACUGAUUAUCUUCCUCCGGUCAAAAGCACAUCAAGAGGAAAAAAGAUCGAUUUGCUUGAAUACUUGAAAGAGCAAACCUGGACGAGUAAGAAAUUGGGGAACCUUGUGAAGGCGUGUGAGCCAGUAGUUGGAUGGAGAGCAUCAGGAAGAAAGAAGCCAGUCAAUGCUCAGUUCAAAAAAGUAUCCGUCAGCUCAUACGCUGUUAAUUUACCUUCGGCGACGUACAAAACUGAUACUGUUAGACGAUUCACAUUAAAUGUUGAAAAGUGUCACUGGUUCCGAAUUUGGAUGACACCCAAAGGGGAAAUGACUGAGUACAACACAGAAAUGAAGCUGUCGGAAACUGUCGAUUUCUUCCUCAAUGAAGGAUUCUAUAUUAGCCCAGAAUCUGAUGAGGCUCAUCCACUUCCAGGUGUGAAUGAACUAACUAAAUUUACCUUCACCGCGGCUUUGAAGGAUGACGUUGACUUGGUUGACAUGACAUACGGAGAAAUGCAAGGAAGUCCCAUCUACCAUGACCAGUUCAAACUCUCAGCGGUCGGAAAGACAGCUUUUAAUCUCCACAUUAUCAAAGCCCCAGGAUGUGAAAUUUCGUUGGAUUCGCGCCCAGCUUUGUGGACUGAUUUUGAUGCGGCAAGAGUCAAUAAUGCUCUGCACUUUGGAACUUGCAAAUUUAGUUUCUUCCAAUAA
Messenger RNA from Caenorhabditis briggsae, 1437 nucleotides. The record is from RefSeq and is a predicted model, not a curated record. Lineage: Eukaryota; Metazoa; Nematoda; Chromadorea; Rhabditida; Rhabditidae. The transcript has 10 exons. The coding region runs from base 1 to 1437 and encodes 478 amino acids.